UGGCUGCAAAGUGUAGUCCGGAAAAAGUGUAGCUACACCACGAACAGGAAUUCGACAUUAGUGUACGUCAUUUGUGAAUUAUCAUUUACCGGCACCGGUACAUAUAUUAUUUAUCGAACGAGCCAUAAAUAGAAACAUGGUGAUUGCCAUUGGCUUUGAAGGAAGCGCUAACAAAAUUGGCGUAGGAAUCGUACGCGACGGUGAGGUACUGUCCAACGUUCGAGAAACCUAUAUUACUCCACCAGGCGAAGGAUUCCUACCAAAGGAAACUGCUCAACAUCAUCGUACAAAAAUUCAUGAUAUACUUAAACGUGCCCUACUGGAGUCUGGUAUAACUCCAGACGAAAUAGACGUCGUAUGUUACACAAAGGGACCUGGCAUGGCGCCACCACUGCUGGUGGUUGCUAUAGUGGCUAGAACGGUGGCUCAAAUUUGGAAUAAACCUAUCCUUGGGGUGAAUCACUGUAUCGGCCACAUCGAAAUGGGCCGAUUAAUUACAAAAGCACAGAAUCCAACUGUACUGUACGUUAGCGGAGGUAAUACACAAGUUAUUUCGUAUGCCUGCAAACGAUAUCGAAUUUUUGGCGAAACAAUUGAUAUCGCGAUCGGAAACUGUUUGGAUCGGUUCGCCCGUAUUAUCAAACUUUCCAACGAUCCCAGCCCGGGAUAUAAUAUAGAACAGAUUGCGAAAAAAGGCAAAAAAUAUCUAGCCUUACCAUAUUCGGUAAAAGGCAUGGAUGUCAGUUUUUCCGGUAUUUUGUCCUUUAUUGAGCAAAAGGCUAGACCAAACCAAAAGCAGCAGAAAAGAAAACGUACUUCCGAGGCAGAAGAAAAAUUAACAGACGAAGAUCUAUGUUUUUCGCUGCAAGAAACGCUGUUUGCUAUGCUAGUAGAAACUACAGAACGGGCAAUGGCUCACUGUGGCUCCAGCGAAGUACUGAUCGUUGGUGGCGUCGGUUGCAACGAACGGUUACAGGAGAUGAUGGGAAUCAUGUGCGAAGAACGAGGAGCAAAACUUUUCGCGACGGAUGAGAGGUUCUGUAUAGACAACGGGGUAAUGAUAGCUCAUGCAGGCUGGGAAAUGUUUCGUAGCGGUACAAGAAUGAGCUGGGAAGAUUCUACCAUCACCCAACGAUACAGAACAGACGAAGUUGAAGUUACUUGGAGAAAUGAUUGAAUGUAUUCUUUCAAUCAAUAUAGUUUUUAGUUGUUUAUCGUGGUUUUCAAUAUAUGUCAUACGAUACUUAUUACUAUA
Messenger RNA from Wyeomyia smithii (pitcher-plant mosquito), 1255 nucleotides. RefSeq names its product probable tRNA N6-adenosine threonylcarbamoyltransferase (gene Tcs3). The transcript has 3 exons. Gene Ontology annotation, cellular component: cytoplasm; EKC/KEOPS complex. The coding region runs from base 137 to 1177 and encodes 346 amino acids. The record is from RefSeq and is a predicted model, not a curated record. NCBI's taxonomy places the organism in Eukaryota, Metazoa, Arthropoda, Insecta, Diptera, Culicidae. Gene Ontology annotation, biological process: tRNA threonylcarbamoyladenosine modification.